Messenger RNA from Eimeria acervulina, 675 nucleotides. RefSeq lists its product as hypothetical. Lineage: Eukaryota; Apicomplexa; Conoidasida; Eucoccidiorida; Eimeriidae. The record is from RefSeq and is a predicted model, not a curated record. Bases 1 to 675 code for a protein of 224 amino acids. The transcript has a single exon.
AUGUGCACAUUAUCCCUUCAGACAAAACCAUUUCUCCCUGCAGCAGCAGCAGCAGCAGCAGCAGCAGCAGCAGCAGAGGCGGCAGCAGUAGCAGCAGAAGCAGAAGCAGAGGCAGCAGUAGCAGCAGAAACAGCAGCAGCAGGAGCAACGCACACAGCAGGAGGUCUAACAGCACAAGUGAGAACUACAGCAGCAGCAGCAGCAGCAGCAGCUGCUGCUGCUGCUGCUUCUGCUGCUUCCACAUCGAAGUGUUUGCAACGAGCAGCACUAAAAGCAGCAGCAGCAAUAACAGCAGCAGCAGCACUAACAGCAGCCGCAGCAAUAACAGCAGCAGCAGCAAUAACAGCAUCAGCACCACUAACAGCAGCAGCAGCAGUAGCAUCAGCAUCAGUAGCAACAGCAGCAUCAGCAGCAUCAGCAGCAGCAUCAGCGGCAGCAUCAACAUCAGCAGCAUCAGCAGCAGCACCCUAUCAGCAACAGCAGCAACAGCACCCUAUCAGCAGCAGCAUCAGGAGCAGCACCCUAUCAGCAACAGCAGCACCCUAUCACCAGCAGCAGCAGCACCCUAUCAGCAUCAGCAGCAGCAGCAGCACCCUAUCAGCAGGAGCAGCAGUUUGGGGUGUAUAUGCACCUGUAUUUUACCGUCAAGUUUGGCCACCAUGUCGAAAUGUUUAG